Cuscuta campestris is the source of this 1881-nucleotide messenger RNA. Lineage: Eukaryota; Viridiplantae; Streptophyta; Magnoliopsida; Solanales; Convolvulaceae. The record is from the annotation of a GenBank genome assembly.
GAUAAAAAGUGAGAUCGACGAGAAAAACCUAAUUAAAGCAGCAGGAGGAAGAAGAGAAGAAAAUUCUUCAGAGAUUUUUUCGUGAAUUUCAAAGGCGAAAAUGGCGAUGGCGAGUAUUGCUAGAAGAAAGGCGGCGUCUCUUCUCUCUUCGUCGAGGAAUCUAUACUGCGACGGCUCAAAGUACUACACUUUCUCUUUGAGCAGAGGCUUCGCUUCGGGAUCUGACGAGAACGACGUCGUCGUCAUCGGAGGUGGUCCUGGUGGCUAUGUGGCCGCGAUCAAGGCGGCUCAGCUCGGUCUCAAGACCACCUGCAUCGAGAAGCGCGGAACCCUAGGCGGCACCUGCCUUAACGUCGGUUGUAUUCCUUCUAAGGCACUAUUGCACUCCUCACACAUGUAUCAUGAAGCCGUACAUUCAUUUGCACACCAUGGUGUGAAGUUUUCUUCCGUUGAGGUUGAUUUACCUGCCAUGAUGGGCCAAAAAGACAAAGCUGUGUCUAACCUUACACGAGGUAUUGAGGGUCUGUUCAAAAAGAACAAAGUGAACUAUGUCAAGGGCUAUGGUAAGUUCCUCUCUCCAUCAGAAAUUUCAGUUGACACGAUUGAAGGAGGUGAAACUAUUGUCAAAGGGAAAAACAUUAUAAUUGCAACUGGUUCUGAUGUAAAGAGUCUUCCUGGAAUCACCAUUGAUGAGGAAAGAAUUGUCUCAUCGACUGGCUGUUUAGCAUUAAAAGAGAUUCCUAAGAAGCUAGUGGUUAUUGGAGCCGGGUAUAUUGGCCUUGAAAUGGGGUCUGUCUGGGGCCGUUUGGGGUCAGAAGUCACAGUUGUUGAAUUUGCAUCUGAUAUUGUACCGAGCAUGGAUGGCGAAGUUCGAAAACAAUUCCAACGCACACUAGAGAAGCAGAAGAUGAAAUUCAUGCUUAAAACUAAGGUGGUCUCAGUUGACAGCUCAGGCGACGGCGUUAAGUUGACACUCGAACCAGCUGCGGGUGGGCCCCAGACUGUUCUAGAAGCUGAUGUUGUUCUUGUCUCCGCUGGUAGGGUUCCAUUCACUUCAGGGCUUCAGCUGGAAAAAAUAGGAGUUGAAACGGACAAAACCGGCAGAAUCUUGGUCAACGAGCGGUUUGCCACUAAAGUACCUGGGGUCUAUGCAAUCGGUGAUGUCAUUCCAGGCCCAAUGUUGGCCCACAAGGCAGAGGAAGAUGGUGUCGCCUGUGCGGAGUUCAUAGCAGGAAAAGAGGGCCACGUGGACUAUGACAUGGUCCCCGGAGUUGUUUACACACAUCCCGAGGUGGCAUCCGUCGGGAAAACCGAGGAACAAGUGAAGGCACUCGGGGUGGAUUAUCGUGUCGGGAAGUUCCCAUUUAUGGCCAAUAGUAGGGCAAAGGCAAUAGAUGACGCCGAGGGAAUCGUCAAGAUUCUUGCUGAGAAGGAGAGCGACAAGAUACUGGGGGUUCACAUCAUGUCCCCCAACGCGGGCGAGCUUAUUCACGAGGCGGUGCUGGCUUUGCAGUAUGGGGCGUCUAGCGAGGACAUUGCGCGCACAUGUCACGCUCACCCAACGAUGAGCGAGGCUGUCAAAGAAGCUGCCAUGGCCACUUAUGACAAGCCAAUUCACAUGUAGAUAAGUGAUGCCCUUCUCUUCUUUUUGGUUUGAUAUUAUUAUCAUCUCUUGAGAGUUUUAAAAUGACUUUGCAUAGUUUUUUGUCUUACCCAUUUCAUUUGAGGCCUGAUGAUGGUGAGGGCUUCUUUGUUUGCAUUUAUGUCCCUAGCUUUUUAAAUAUUUUUGAUACAAAUAAAAAUUGGUAUAUCUGAGAAGGUUUACAUUGGACUUUUAUUUUUAUGACCAUUUACUAUUUUUAAUAAAGUUUACCUCAUUAU